AUGACUGACCGUUAUAGUUUCUCUUUAACGACUUUUUCACCGUCGGGAAAACUUGUUCAAAUUGAAUAUGCAUUAAAUGCUGUUGCUCAAGGUGUAACGAGCAUCGGCAUCAAAGUUAUAUCACUAGCAACCAACGGUAUUGUUAUCGCAACCGAGAAGAAAAGUGCGUCACCACUUAUCGAUGAUUCUUCUCUUGAAAAAGUUGCAAGUGUUUGCCCAAAUAUUGGAAUGGUUUAUUCUGGAAUGGGCCCUGAUUUUAGGAUCUUAUUAUCUAAAGCAAGAAAGGCAGCACAAAAAUAUAAAAGAAUAUAUAAUGAAUAUCCUCCAACAGGAAUUUUAGUAAAAGAAGUUGCCAGUGUUAUGCAAGAAUUCACUCAGAGUGGAGGUGUUCGUCCAUUUGGUGUUUCCCUUUUAAUUGCUGGUUAUGAUGAAACUGGUCCAGCAUUAUAUCAAGUUGAUCCUUCAGGAUCAUAUUGGGCAUGGAAGGCAUCUGCAAUUGGGAAGAAUAUGAUUAAUGCCAAAACGUUUCUGGAAAAACGAUAUAAUGAUGAUAUUGAACUUGAAGAUGCUGUUCAUACUUCAAUUCUUACUCUUAAAGAGGGUUUUGAAGGACAAAUGACUGAAAAUUCAAUUGAGAUUGGUAUCAUUGGUGGCACUGCAACAGGAUUUACAGAAGGAAAGGAAAGACCCUUAUUUAGAAAGUUGAGUCCUUCGGAAGUUCGAGACUAUUUGACCUAG
Messenger RNA from Rhizophagus irregularis DAOM 181602=DAOM 197198, 738 nucleotides. The record is from RefSeq and is a predicted model, not a curated record. Lineage: Eukaryota; Fungi; Glomeromycota; Glomeromycetes; Glomerales; Glomeraceae.